Molecule: messenger RNA, 6243 nt
Organism: Oncorhynchus keta (chum salmon)
Lineage: Eukaryota; Metazoa; Chordata; Actinopteri; Salmoniformes; Salmonidae
Product: tyrosine-protein phosphatase non-receptor type 23-like
Exons: 24
Coding region: 136-5658 (1840 amino acids)
Biological process (GO): protein dephosphorylation; early endosome to late endosome transport; protein transport to vacuole involved in ubiquitin-dependent protein catabolic process via the multivesicular body sorting pathway
Cellular component (GO): endosome
Molecular function (GO): protein binding; protein tyrosine phosphatase activity
Source: RefSeq, a predicted model, not a curated record
AGUGUAAAUGGAGACAUGACACAGUUGUUUGGGAAUUAUAAGAAACAAUAUAGUGUACAUCCACUGAAUUCAAAACUGCUGAAGUGAUAUUUAAAUAGUCACUUGAACUCAGGCUCGGUGCAGUCGCUGGCAGCGAUGGAGGCGGUCCCCCGUAUGCCAAUGAUCUGGCUGGAUCUGAAAGAGGCAGGGGAGUUUGAGUUCAGCCCGUCCGUGAGGCAGUUCAUCCUGAAGAACUAUGGGGAGAAUCCAGACAGCUAUAAUGAACAGCUGAAGAAGCUGGAGACACUGAGACAGGGUGCGGUGAAUGUGACACGGGACUUUGAGGGCUGCAGCAUUUUGAGGAAGUACUUUGGGCAGCUGCACUACCUCCAGAGCCGUGUGCCUCUGGGGCCUGGGCAGGAAGCAGCAGUACCCAUCUCAUGGACAGAAAUAUUUUCUGGAAAAACAGUCACUCAUGAUGACAUCAGCUAUGAGCAAGCCUGCAUCCUCUACAACCUGGGUGCUCUCCACUCCAUGUUGGGAGCCAUGGAUAACAGGGUGUCUGAAGAGGGGAUGAAGGUGUCAUGUACACACUUCCAGUGCUCCGCGGGGGCCUUCUCCUACCUGAGGGACCACUUCAGCCACAACUUCAGCGUGGACAUGAGUCACCAGAUCCUUAACCUCAACAUCAACCUCAUGCUGGGUCAGGCUCAAGAGUGUCUCCUGGAGAAGUCCAUGCUGGACAACAGGAAGAGUUUCCUUGUAGCCCGCAUCAGUGCUCAGGUGGUGGACUACUAUAAGGAGGCAUGCAGGGCUCUGGAGAACUCUGACACAGCUUCCAUGCUGGGUAAAAUCCAGAAGGACUGGAAGAAACUGGUGCAAAUGAAGAUCUCCUACUUUGCUUCCAUCGCCCAUCUGCAUAUGGGGAAGCAGGCUGAGGAACAACAGAAAUAUGGAGAGCGGCUGGCUUACCUGCAGAGCUCAUUAGACAAACUCAGUGAAGCCAUCAAGUUGGCCAAGGGUCAGCCAGACAGCGUGCAGGAGGCCUUGAAGUUCACCAUGGACGUGAUAGGGGGAAAGUUCAACUCUGCCAAGAAAGACAAUGACUUCAUUUACCAUGAGACUGUCCCCUCGUUGGAGACUCUUGCUUCCGUCAAAGGUGCCCCCUUGGUGAAGGCCUUGCCCGUGAACCCAACUGAUCCCAGUGUCACAGGACCAGACCUGUUUGCCAAGCUGGUGCCCAUGGCUGCCCACGAGGCCUCCUCUCUCUACAGUGAGGAGAAGGCCAAGUUGCUACGGGACAUCAUGGCCAAGAUAGACAGCAGGAAUGAGACUCUAGAGCAGUUUAUGGACUCUCUGGGUCUGGAGCCAGACUCCGUAGAUAACCUGGACAUGUACAGUCACAUCCCCCCCGUACUUAUGGAGAAGUGUGCUGCGCUCAGUGUCAGACCAGACACCGUCAAGAGCCUCGUUCAGUCCAUGCAGGUCCUGUCUGGUGUGUUCACGGACGUGGAGGCGUCUCUGAGGGAGAUCCGGGACGUGCUGGAGGAGGACGAGGCCGGGGUGCGGGCGCUGCAAGAGGCGGCAGGAAGAGGCUCUGCGGCGGAGCUGCACCCCCAGGCACAUGCCCAGACCCUGGCUGAGAUCCGCAGGGACCUGGAGAAGUACAUGGAGGCCCAUGAGAAGGCCAGCUUCACCAACACAGAGCUGCACAGAGCCAUGAACCUGCACAUCAGUAACCUGAGGCUGCUGGGGGGACCACUGGAUGCCCUGAGAGACGCCCUGCCGAGGCCACAACUCAACCAGGAGGAGGUGGCAGGGCUGCAGUGCAUGAAGAGGAUCCUGGGUAAGGUGCAGGAGAUGAGGGACCAGAGGAGCACCCUAGAGAAACAGCUGCGUGACCUCAUCCAGCAGGACGACAUCACUUCCUCCCUGGUCACUACCGAGCGCACUGACAUGAAGAGGUUGUUUGAGGAGCAGUUGAAGAAGUAUGAGCAGGUGAAGGUGUACAUCGACCAGAACCUGUCUGCCCAGGAGAACAUCCUCAAGGCUCUGACGGAAGCCAACGUGCAAAACGCCUCGGUCCGCAAGGGUCUCGUCGAGACGGAACACAAGUGGAACGGCACGGUGCAGACCCUGGUGGCGUCCUACGAGGCUUACGAGGACCUGAUGAAGAAGUCCCAGGAGGGGAAGGAGUUCUACGAGGACCUGGAGACCAAGUCCUCCCGCCUGCUGGAGAGAGCUAAGACUCUGUGUCAGGCCAGGGAGGAGGAGAGGAAGGCCGUGCUGGACAGCGAGACCCAGAAGAAUCCCCCUUCUCGGCCCACUGCAGCCAAACCGUCCCUGGGGUCCAAGGGGGGCUCUGACGUGGACUCUGCCUGUUCUAGUUUGGAGGAUGCCGAGCUAGCCCAGAUCAACGCUGCUAUACUCAGCCUGGGAAGAGACCUGCCUGACGAGCUCCGUAGUCUACCCCCCGACCACCCCUCCCUGCACUCUGCCAUUCGCCCGGGACCUGAGGCUUUCCUUCCUGGUGCCAACCUGGGUGGCAAUGCUUUAUUACCCUGGCCAGGGGCGCCUGGGCCACCGCUCUAUACCCCUCAGUUCCCACCAAACCAUCGCCCGCCCCAGUUCCCCGGCCCACUCUCCACCCAGCGUUUCCCUCGCGGACCCUUCACUCAGCUACCCCCCCAGCAGACCCCUGUUUCUGGCUAUGCCCCUCCCCAGCCGCAAGCCCCCCAAACUGGGGGAGUCGGGCCUGCCCGUGCCCCUUUCCGUCCCUCCACUACUACAGUAGAUAGUAUCCAGACCCCCAUCCCCAGUUAUAACUCAGCCCCACGCCACCCUGUACCACCUACUGUCUCUGCAGGCUACGCUGUUCCCCACAGAUGGGUGUGUACCCACAGUACACUGCCCCCUGGCUACCAGUCUGCCCCCAGGGCCAUGCCCGGUCCCCGACCCCCUCCCCAGGCACAGCGGGGUUAUCCACAGUACAUUCCCCCCCAGCACCAGCCCCGGCCACCCAUGCCCCCCCAGUAUCAGCAGCCAUAUCCUGGUCAGCCCCAGCCACAACCCCAACAUGGCUACCAGCCCCAGUUACCACAGGGCUAUCAGCCUCAACACCCUCAGCAGGGCUACCUGCCCCAACAGCCCCCACACAUGAUCCCAAGGGGCCCUCACCCACAGAUGCCCACCACUUCCCAGCCCAUGCCCCCUGUCUCCCAACCAUACAUGCAACCUGCCAACCAACAGAUGCCCCUGCACCCUCAUCAGCAGAUGCUACCUCCCCAACAACAACAAAUGCAUCCCAACACCCAGCAAAUGCACCCGCAUCCACAAAUGCACCCUGGCCCUCAUCAGCAGAUACCCCCUAACAGCCAGCCAAUGCCCCCAGUUUCCCAGGCUUACCUGCCCCCCACCAGCCAGCCCAUGCCCCCUGGCCUGCACCAGCCCAUGCCCCCUGCUUCCCAGCCCCAACAUGUCCACCUCCCUCAGGCUUACCUGCCCAGGGGCCCCCUCCCACCUCAGGGGCCCCAAAUGCCCCACCCUGGUCAACCCCCCCAACAUGUCUACCAGCCCCAAGUACCACAGGGCUACCAACCUCCUAUAAUGCCUCAAUCAGCCCCCCAACAGUCCCAGGCUCCCCAGCCUGUAGCCCCCAUGACCCCCACCAUGUACUCUACUCCUCCAGGUGUGAACGGCUCUCCUGGAGCCCCACCACAGCCCACCUUUAUGGGCCAACCUCGGCCCCCUCCCCAGCACAUGAUUCCACCAACUGCUGGAGCUCCUCCAGUGGCUCUCCCACAUAAUGUCAUCCUUCCCUCGCCCUCCCCUUCUCCCUCCCCGGGCCCCUCUUCCCUAGGCCUGGCUCCUCAGAGGCCCUCCCCGGCCCCCACCCCUGGCGGUCCACCCUCUCUCCCUUCCUCCUCAUCCCCCUCCACCUCCCUCUUCCCGCGACAGAACUCCUCCAGAACAGACGACCUGCUCUCCUCCAGCCCAGAGAGCCAGCCCGGUGGCCCCAAAGCCCCCGCCAACGUCCUCCAACCCACCAAGGCUGACCCUCAGGACGGGGAGCGCCGCAAGAAGAGCUCCCAGGGCGUCCGGCUGAUCCAGGGCGACCCGUACCAAGCCCCCGAACGCGUAGCUCGCCUCUGCAGCGAACUCGAACGCUUCCGGUCGGCCGUGGAGUCUCUUGAGCGCCCGUCCGUGGACGAAGGUGGCCUGUCGCCGCUGGAUGCCCGCUGGAAGGAGCUCCAGGAGGGGCAGGAGAGGGACGCCAGGCAGCUGUCCAUCGCCAUCGCCCGCUGCUACACCAUGAAGAACCGUCACCAGGACGUGAUGCCCUACGACUGUAACCGCGUGCUGCUGCGCUCUGGCAAGGACGACUACAUCAACGGCAGCUUUGUGGAGGAGCUGUCGCCCUACUGCCCGCGCCUCAUCGCCACGCAGGCGCCGCUGUCGGGCACGGCCGCCGACUUCUGGCUCAUGGUGUGGGAGCAGAAGGUUUCACUGGUGGUCAUGCUGGUCUCAGAGCAGGAGUUAGAUAAGGGAAAGGUUUUGUGCUAUUUCCCGACAGAACGCGGCCAGCAGCUUGCUCAGGGACCAAUCACAGUCACCCUGACUACGCAGAAGACCACACCCACCCACGUGGAGCGAAUGAUUGGCCUGCAAUACCGUGACCAGAGCCUGAAACGCACCGUCAUACACCUACAGUUCACCUCCUGGCCUGAGCUGGGUCUUCCUGAGAGCAAGAGCAAUCUCAUCUGCUUCAUCCAGGAGGUUCAUGGAUACUACCUGCACCAGAGGCCCUUACACACACCUAUUGUUGUGCACUGCAGCUCUGGCGUGGGGCGUACCGGCGCCCUCUGUCUGCUGUAUGCAGCGGUACAGGAGCUGGAGGCAGGGAACAGCAUCCCUGACCUACCUCUACUGGUCAAGAAGAUGAGGCAGCAGAGGAAGAACAUGUUGCAGGAGAAGCUGCACCUGAAGUUCUGUUACGAGGCGGUGCUGAAACACGCUGAGCAGGUCCUCCAGAGACACGGCUACCUCCCUACUGCCCCCUGCAGCAAGACACCCAGCACUGCUGCCACCAAGCCUUACUCUCGCCAGGAGUCCCAACAGGACAUCGUUCUGGGAGGUGACAUGACCAUCAGCUCCAUUCAGGCCACCAUCGCCAAACUCAGCAUCCGGCCCCCCAGUGCCACUGACCCAGCCAUGGACCCUGUCCCUGACAUUGGUGCCCCCUCUGGCCUAGAGGACCAACCCUUCACCGGCCUGCCCUUGGAUAGAGAGCGAGAGCCAGCCGCCACCCCCGCCCGGGACCCCUCUCCCAGCGGAACCCAACCCUCCUCCCUCAGUCCCCCACUCUCCACCCCAGAGGAGGUUCAGUCCCCACCACCCAAUGGUGUGGAUACCACCGCCCCUUCCUCGCCCCCCACAGCCAAUAACCAGGUGACCCCUGAUCCAGCCCCUUCCUCUGGCCCGGCCCUGAACUCUCUGGAGCUGCUGGCCUCUCUGACGGCCGAGGCCUUCUCCAUGGAGGGUGGUGGGUGCAAGGGGAAGCACCGUGUCACUAAGCAGAGCUUCCUGCAGCCUGCCGAGGGCCUCCACCAGGGGCCCCGCGAGGAGGAGGGAGACGACCCCCUGAGCAACCUCGACCCCCUCUGGAGCCUCAAGAACUGAAACACAGCCCCCGAUGCCCUCGCUCUCACUUCAUAGCUGUGUCAAACUGACCUGUAGCCUUUAGUACUAGUUCUUCUUGAUUCUCUGCUAAUGAACCAAAAUUACUAGAAUGGUGGAAACUCCAAGAUUCACAACUAGAAGUUAUUAGUGGUAGGGGUUGGUUUGAACCUGGUUUUGAACGCUUUAGGGACACUUCAGGGGUCCUACAUUCCGUCACUAGUGGCCUGGCUGUGCUUCUGGGACCGAAUCACUGCACUUUUCUUUCCCUGUCUUUCUACCUGUACCAGAUGGGUCUGUUCUUCACUCGCUGCUUCAGAGCUGGCCACUCAGCAUCCCAGCAUGCACUCCUAGCAGCAGUGUCUAUGGUUCCCUCUUACAGCUGGUCGCUCUGGGCAAGGGGUUGGCGUGGACUCAGAGGAUAGUGACUGAUAGGAUUGCCAAAGGGUGGGGGAGGAGCUUGCAGAUGCAGGCUCUCGUUAUGUUAACCGCAUACAUAGAGCAGAAUCAGCACGUCUUAACAAUAUUUUUUUUCUUGUCUUUCAUUAACACUGUAAAUAUAUCUUGAAUAAAUUUAGGUUGGCAUGG